AUGCCACCAAGCCCACAACAGCAGGCCUACCCCACCUUUGCACCUCCGGCCCAGCAGCCUCAGGCCCAGCAGCACCCGGUUGACCCACUUAACCCCACCGACCUUGGAGCAGCUCUCAGUACUUUAAAUCUCAACCAAUAUGACCCUCAGUGGUACAUGGACUCAGCAUCGUCUACAUGCUUUCUUAAUCGCAUUAUACAAUUGCUUUCGAGCGAAUUUGCUAUGACAGAUUUGGGUGCUUUACAUCAUUUUCUUGGGAUUACCGUACAACGGACGAAUAGCGGUUUGUUCUUAUCUCAAUCUCAGUAUGACAGAGACAUUUUGCAUAGGGCGAAUAUGACUACUUGUAAACCAUGUGCAACAUCGGUUGACACGUCCAGCAAACUCAGCGCUAAUGAUGGCUCUCUUUUACCAGAUGGGUCAGCUUAUCGAAGUCUUGCAGGGGCUUUACAAUAUCUCACAUUCACUCGCCCAGAUAUUUCUUAUGUCGUGCAGCAGGUUUGUUUAUUUAUGCAUGCACCCAGGGAACCCCAUUUUGCAUUCAUGAAAUGGAGUUUACGAUAUAUUCAAGACGUGUUCGAGAAACCCGAAAAAACUCAAAUCAACACUUGCAACGAAAAAAUGGUGUCGCAUUCGGGAAACCGGUCAGUGUCGGCACUCGCUGGUGGAUUUGGAUGUGCGGCGGAGGGUGCAUCGGUGGAUUGGGGUGCAGCUAUGGUUUCUAUAGGCCAGGGGCGUGGGGAUUCUGGCAGGGGGUCGACGACGUAG
Molecule: messenger RNA, 768 nt
Organism: Helianthus annuus (common sunflower)
Lineage: Eukaryota; Viridiplantae; Streptophyta; Magnoliopsida; Asterales; Asteraceae
Exons: 3
Coding region: 1-768 (255 amino acids)
Source: RefSeq, a predicted model, not a curated record